Oncorhynchus kisutch (coho salmon) is the source of this 5470-nucleotide messenger RNA. RefSeq names its product protein EFR3 homolog B. Gene Ontology annotation, biological process: protein localization to plasma membrane. Gene Ontology annotation, cellular component: plasma membrane. NCBI's taxonomy places the organism in Eukaryota, Metazoa, Chordata, Actinopteri, Salmoniformes, Salmonidae. The transcript has 23 exons. The record is from RefSeq and is a predicted model, not a curated record. The coding region runs from base 222 to 2639 and encodes 805 amino acids.
GGUGUGUGUGUACCAGUGUGUGUGUACCAGUGUGUGUGUGUGUGCACAAGCAUUGUUCUCAAGCUCAGUGCUUCUGCAGCCAAGGUCAUAGGAGCCUGGUCACAUGCACAGUGUGUGAGAGAGAGGCAGCGAGGCAGCGAACGAGAGCGAGUGAGUGUGAAGAGUAAAGUCUCUCUCCGUGUGAAAAGCAGGGGGUGGGGACCUCAUCAAUUCAUCCAUUCAUGUACGCAGGUGUGUGUGGAUGCUGUGGGGCUUUGAGACCUCGCUAUAAGAGGCUGGUGGACAACAUCUUCCCAGAGGACCCAGAGGAUGGUCUCGUGAAGGUAAACAUGGAGAAGCUAACAUUCUAUGCUCUGUCAGCUCCAGAGAAGUUGGACCGUAUCGGAGCCUACCUCUCCGAGAGACUGUCCAGAGACGUGGCCCGACACAGAUACGGAUAUGUGUGUAUAGCCAUGGAGGCGUUGGACCAGCUGUUGAUGGCGUGUCACUGUCAGAGCAUCAACCUGUUUGUGGAGAGUUUCCUCACUAUGGUCCGCAAGCUGCUGGAGGCUGACAAACCCAACCUACAGAUACUAGGAACCAACUCAUUUGUGAAGUUUGCCAACAUCGAGGAGGACACUGCAUCGUACCACCGCAGUUACGACUUCUUCGUGUCACGGUUCAGCGAGAUGUGUCACUCCAGCUACGAAGAUCCCGAUGUACGUACCAAGAUCCGUAUGGCAGGUAUCCGUGGUCUCCAAGGUGUGGUAAGAAAGACAGUGAGGGAUGAGUUGCAGGCUAACAUAUGGGAGCGUCAACACAUGGACAAGAUAGUCCCCUCUCUACUGUUCAACCUGCAGGACCCCACAGACAGUGGUUCCCCUGGCUGUGAGAAGGAGAGUCCAGCUGAGUUGACUGAGAGAUGCUUCAGAGAGCUGCUGGGUAGAGCUGCCUACGGGAACAUUAAGAACGCUAUCAAACCUGUACUAAUGCACCUGGAUAACCAUUCUCUGUGGGAGGGGAAGAGCUUUGCUGUCCGUUGCUUCAAGAUCAUCAUGUACUCGAUCCAGUCACAGCAUUCUCACCUGGUUAUUCAGCAACUGCUGGGUCAUCUAGAUGCCAACAGUAAGAGUUCAGCCACAGUGCGUGCUGGGAUAGUGGAGGUCCUGUCUGAGGCUGCUGUCAUUGAGGCCAGUGGCUCUGUGGGCCCAACAGUGCUGGAGGUAUUUAACACCCUGUUGAAACAGUUGAGGCUGAGUGUGGACUAUGAACUGACUGGAAGCUGUGACCCGUAUUGCAACAACAAGACAACUACUGACCAGGAGAGACAACUACAGGAGGCUGUCAUCAAGACCAUCGGAUCCUUUGCCAACACGUUGCCGAUCUACCAGAGGGCAGAGGUCAUGCUGUUCAUCAUGGGGAAGAUCCCUGUUCCUGGGAUAUACCCUGCCCUGGGCUCACCUAUCGCUGGGUUUGAAGGCAGUAGGAUGAUCCAAGUCAUGCUGUUGAAGUCUUUACUGCAGGUGACAGAGCGGUAUGAGAGUAGUAACAUGUUGGCAGCUCUGCCCUCGUCCUUCUUGGAGCCUCUCCUCUCCUUCACUCUGAUGGAAGAUCCUGAGAUACGACUGCUGGUACUCUCCAUACUCAUCAGCCUCAUAGACAGACACCAGAACACACACAAGUUCACUUUCCUCAGCAUCCUUUCAGAUAUCUCAGUUCUCAAGCUGAAGGUGGACAAGUGUUCCAGACAGGACAACCUCUUCAUGAAGAAGCAUGGCCAGCGUCUCUACAGACACAUUUUCCUGACUUGUUCAGAAGAGAACAGUGGGCGGAGCCACUACCAGGCUCUCUACACCCUAUUGGCUCUCCUCAGCGUGGAACUGGCCAAUGAGGAAGUGGUGGUGGACCUGAUACGUCUGGCCCUCGCACUGCAGGACCUUGCCUUGGCCAAUGAUGAGAGACUAUCUCUGUAUAAUCGCUGUGCUGUCCACGCCCUCUCUGCUGCCUACCUCAGCCUCAUCUCUCAACUCACCACCGUCCCUGCAUUCUGCCAGCACAUCCAAGAAGUGAUAGAGCUGAGACAGAAGGAGGUACCCUACCUGCUGCCUGAAGACAUCUUUAUUGAAAACCCCAGAGUUCCAGAGUCUCUAGAGCAAGUGGAGGGAGAGGUCUUGUUCCAGCAGUUUCAGAUCGCUGAGGUGCUGGGAGGAAGUGGCUACAACAUAGAAAUCCUGAACACACCGUUCACACCCCAGAUCACAGAUGAGGAUCGCCUGUCGAAGAGGAAAAGUAUAGGAGACACCAUCUCUCUUCAGAUGGACAUGGAUCCACGAUAUAGCCCAGAGAGAGAACAGAAGUCUCCAGCAGAACAGAUCACCUUUGAGACUCUGAAGAAUGCCAUCGUGGAUAGUGUGAAUGGUGAAGAGCAGGAGAGGGAGAAGAGGAGACUGGUGGUAGAGAGGUUUCAGACCGCCCCCUUCGAGGAGAUCGCCGCCCACUGUGGGGCCAAGUCCUCCCUGCUACAGAGUAAGCUGGACCAGAUCUUUGAGCUGACAAUCAGGCCGCCUCCCAGUCCCUCUGGCUCCGCCUCCCAAGGCCAGACCCCGACCCGCUCUGUUCCUGUUUACGAGAUGAAGUUCCCUGACCUCUGUGUUUACUAGACACACACACACACACCCACACACACACACAGAACACUCUCACACACACCCUGACCUCUGUGUCUACUAGAGACACACACACACACACACACACACUCAUACACACACACACCGGUCUGUAUCCUGGUCUGUCCUGGUAUGUUCCCCACUGUUGUCUCUCUUUAGUGGGGACAAUCUGUAGAAUCCAUGUUGUCUCUCUCAGUGUGGACAAUCUACAGAGUCCCUGUUGUCUCUCUCUAGUGGGGACAAUCUGUAGAAUCCCUGCUUUCUCUCUCUAGUGGGGACAAUCUGUAGAAUCCCUGUUGUCUCUCUCUAGUGGGGACAAUCUGUAGAAUCUCUGCUGUCUCUCUCUAGUGGGGACAAUCUGUAGAAUCCCUGUUGUCUCUCUCUAGUGUGGACAAUCUACAGAAUCCCUGUUCUCUGUCUCUAGUGUGGACAAUCUACAGAAUCCCUGCUGUCUCUCUCUAGUGUGGACAAUCUACAGAAUCCCUGCUGUCUCUCUCUAGUGGGGACAAUCCACAGAAUCCCUGUUGUCUCUCUCUAAUGGGGACAAUCUGUAGAAUCCAUGUUGUCUCUCUCUAGUGGGGACAAUCUGUAGAAUCCCUGUUGUCUCUCUCUAGUGGGGACAAUCUACAGAAUCCCUGUUGUCUCUCUCUAGUGAGGACAAUCUACAGAAUCCCUGUUGUCUCUCUAGUUGGGACAAUAUGUAGAAUCCCUGUUGUCUCUCUCUAGUGGGGACAAUCUACAUAAUCCCUGUUGUCUCUCUAGAAUCCCCUCCAUUGAAAUACCAAUGGAACACCCCAACCAUCAUUGCAUGUAAUCCAUGUUGUUGUGUGUUUGUAUACAGCAAUAACUCUAUAUAGUUCAGCAAUAAUGUGACAUCACAAGAGAAAGUCUGUGUGUGUGUGCGUACAUACGCUGUACAUUCACGUGUAUUACUACUGAAUGUGAACCAGUGACUAAAGUGAAUGUUAUUGAGUGUUUGACACUGUGAUGCAUCCCAUGUACUGAGGAGUGGACCACAAAAGCAGGACCAUACCGUCAGCAAAGACAACUUUUUUAAGUUACUAAGAAUAUAGUAUGUUGUUUUAAUGUAUACAAUUUCACUUAUGAAUCGGUCUUCAGUAUGAACCACAGAAAGUUAGCAGGCUGAUUCUUUGAUUCUGUUUUGUGACAUCAUACCCCCCCUGAACUAACCCACUGUGUACUAAUAUCAAUCAAACAGCAGUGUCCGUAUCUAAUCUAAUCUACUCUAUGAUAUUAUAUUCUAUUCUGCUCUGCUCUGGUGUACUCUACUCUUCUACACUACUUUGAACUCCUCUACUCUACUAUAUUCUAUUCUUCUCUAUUCUGCUCUACUCUACUCUACUCUACUCUACUCUACUCUACUCUACUCUACUCUACUCUACUCUACUCUACUCUACUCUACUACUCUACUCUACUCUACUCUACUCUAUUAUAUUCUACUCUACUCCAUUCUACUCUAUUAUAAUAUAUUAUACUCUUCUCUACUCUAUUAUAUUCCUUUCUACUCUACUAUAUUAUAUUCUACUCUAUUCCAAUCUUCUCUACUCUAUUCUACUCUACUACUUUAUUCUACUCUAUUCUUCUCUUUUCUACUCUACUAUAUUCUACUCUACUCUAUUCUUUUCUACUCUAGUCUACUCUAUUCUACUCUACUAUUUUAUAUUCUACUCUACUAUUUUAUAUUCUACUCUACUCUACUUUAUUCUACUCUAUUCUUCUCUUUUCUACUCUACUAUAUUCUAUUCUACUCUAUUAUAUUCUACUCUACUCGCUUCUACUCUAUUAUGCUCUAUUCUACUCUAUUCUAUUCUACUCAUUCUACGCUACUCUAUUAUAUUCUACUCUACUCUGCUAUAUUCUACUCUACUCUUUUCAACUAUAUUCUACUCUACUCUAUUAUACGCUAUUCUACUCUAUUCUAUUUCACUCUACUCUAUUAUAUUAUACACUAUUCUACACUUCUCUAUUCUACUCUACUCUAUUCUACUCUACACUAAUUUCUUAUACUCUAUUAUAUUAUAUUCUACUCUAUUCUACUCUACUAUAUUAUAUUCUACUCUACCCUACUUUAUUCUACUCUACUCUACUUUAUUCUACUCUUCUAUUAUAUUAUAUUCUAGUCUAUUCUAUUAUAUUCUACUCUAUUAUAUUCUACUCUAUUCUACCCUUUUCUACUCUACUAUUUUAUAUUCUACUUCAUUCUACUCUAUUCUACUCUUUUCUACUCGACUAUAUUCUACUCUACUCACUGUGUCAGUGUAAUCUCUGUUUCCAGUAAUAUUCUGAAUGUCAAUAUUUAAUCAAACUCUGAAAACAGAAUACUGUCAAACAAGACAUGCAGAGUGAUGCUGUGGCGUCUUGUUUGAGAUCUGAUACUGGAUGCUCUGAUGUUUUGUUCUCAGCGUGUGUGUGUGUGUGUGUAAGGCAAAGUGUCUCUUUCAGUUCAUCUGUUGUAGUUGUUAUACUGAAACCAAUCUAGUCACAAUAUUCAUGACCAAUCAUAGCAAAAUCAUUGAUUUGUUCUCGUUGAUGAAUAUUGGUGAUGAUGUGUGAUUCAAGGCUUUUGUUCCUUGGUAUUAUCAUGAUCAUCCAUUGAAACCUAUUCUGUUAUUGGACCUCUGUGUAUGUCCCUACCAGUCGCAUGUCGGCAUUGGUUUGUACACCUGUCUGUUAAAGUAUGGUCUUAGUGUGUGUGUGUGUUGUCUUACUCUUCCCUGACUCGGUGAUGUUAUGUCUAAUUGUUUCUCUCUGUCACAGCUGUACAUAGAAUAAUGAAUAUACAAUUAAAAUAUAGAAUUUUAACA